Molecule: messenger RNA, 915 nt
Organism: Ostreococcus lucimarinus CCE9901
Lineage: Eukaryota; Viridiplantae; Chlorophyta; Mamiellophyceae; Mamiellales; Bathycoccaceae
Exons: 1
Coding region: 1-915 (304 amino acids)
Cellular component (GO): catalytic step 2 spliceosome
Molecular function (GO): RNA binding; protein binding
Source: RefSeq, a predicted model, not a curated record
AUGGCGCUGACGAGGGGACACGAGGGCGGGGUGAACGCGGUGGCGUUCUCGCGGAGCGGCGCGACGCUGGCGAGCGCGGGACACGACGGGGGAUUGGCGCUGUGGCGCGUGGGCGACGCGAGCGCGAGCGCGAAUUUUAUGACGGCGAGGGGGUGUAAAAACGCCGUCACGGACGCGUGUUACACGAUGGACGACGAGUGCGCGGUGACGAGCGACGCGGAUGGGGUCGUGAGGGUGUGGGACGCGGAGACUGGGGGGCAGGUGAAGUCGUACGCGUCGACGCGAGGGAAGUGCGCGAACGCGGUGAGCGCGGCGAGAGGGGAUUUGGUGAUGAGCGCGAGCGACGACGGGAGCGCGUGCGUGUGGGAUUUGAGGGUGAAAAAGCGAGCGGCAAGGACGUACGCGCACGCGGUGCCGCAGACGGCGUGCGUGAUGAGCGCGCACGGGGAUCGCGCGUACGUCGGAGGCGUGGACGACGUCGUUCGCGCGUGGGACGCUAGAAUGGAGAAUAAAUCGCUGAUGACGCUCGAAGGGCACGAAGACACGAUCACCGGACUAGACAUUUCGCCGUGCGGGUCGUUCGUGCUGAGUAACUCGAUGGAUAACACGCUGAGGAUGUGGGACACGCGCGCGUUCGUCGAGGGCGAACGCGAGACGAAGCGAUUCGUCGGGCACUCGCACAAUUUUGAAAAGGCACUCUUGCGAUGCGCGUUCAACGCCGACGGCACGCGCGUGGGGUCUGGGUCCGCGGACUCUUGCGUGUACGUCUGGGAAGUCGAGAACGCCAAGCUGAAGUACAAGCUUCCGGGGCACAAGGGCGUGGUGUCCGGCGUCGCGUUUAGCCCGGCGGAAAACCCCGUCAUCGCGAGCGGCGGCGCGGACGGCGUCGUCUUCGUGGGCGAAUUGGAUCGAUGA